Strongylocentrotus purpuratus (purple sea urchin) is the source of this 1214-nucleotide messenger RNA. It is a transcript of the gene dnaaf6, whose product is annotated as protein PIH1D3. Gene Ontology annotation, biological process: axonemal dynein complex assembly. Bases 72 to 638 code for a protein of 188 amino acids. The transcript is spliced from 7 exons. Gene Ontology annotation, cellular component: cytoplasm. NCBI's taxonomy places the organism in Eukaryota, Metazoa, Echinodermata, Echinoidea, Camarodonta, Strongylocentrotidae. Gene Ontology annotation, molecular function: protein-folding chaperone binding; dynein intermediate chain binding. The record is from RefSeq and is a predicted model, not a curated record.
GUAGUGCAGUUCAAGAGAGGCAAAAUCGGCCAGGAGUUUUGGACAGAGACAGUACAAGAUUGAUCGAGAAGAUGGAGUUCAUGGGUGCAAACAUCACGGCUCUUGCCAGCUUGCUAAAAGAUGAGAAGGAGGAUGAGAGUGAUGAUGAACGGCUUUCAACACAGAAUGCUUCCAUUGGACCUGGUUCAAUAGGACCUCCAAAGAAACAUGAACCAAAUAAAGCUGAUGUAGGUAAAAGGUCAGGUGAUACAAAGGAUAUCUGGGAUGCUGAGGCUGUCACUGAAGGCUCAGAGUUUGAAGAUAUCUAUGAUCCUAGACCAGAACCAGAGUAUGACAUCAUUUUCAAGCAGGCAGUUUCCUCCGAAGAUAUGUUCCUCCAGAUGGGUAGAAAAACGCCAGCGACUUCAUCAUGUGAAGACCUUGUGGUCAAAAUUAAGCUGCCAGGAGUCAAGUAUGCAGAUGUUGAAUUAGACGUGAAGGACAAAUUUCUAGAUUGCAGGACACCAAACCACAAACUUGGACUACAUCUCCCUCAUCCUGUGGAUAGUAAGAACGGCCGAGCUAAGUGGGAUGGAGACAAAGAGAUCUUGACCGUUACUCUCAAGAUGACCAGAGAAUAUGACUUUGUCAAUUUCUGAUGAAAUAGACCAUGGGAGAUGGACCUAUGAUAAUGAAUAUCCAAGAAGGAUUAUGACAUUCAGAUGCUGAACAUGAUCUAUUAAAGAUGAUCUAUAGACAAGGUUUGGAUCUAUUCUGGCAGUGGAAAAGCAAGAACCUAAUUUCGUCAAACUUGUCAUCGGGUGCUUUCAUAUAGUUUCAAGAAUUUAACAUGAUAUAUUGGUUUCAAGUAUAGUGUUCUCAUCCACUGCGCAAGGUGCUUAAUACAUUUCAAUAAGAUGACACUGUGAUUGCCUUGCCGCAGCUGUCUAAAGGUGAAACUUGUCUGCAUACUUUCAAAGGAGACAUUGUUCGGAAGGAAUGGUCAGGAACUGACAGUCGGUGCUUCCAUCUUGUUAAUGAUCAUUUAAAAUGAUGCAGCAAAUAGUAAGGAAAAAAUGGUCAUGACCAAAUAAAAUGACAAGAGUGUAGUGUGCUUCACAUUUCUGUAGUCACAUUAUAUUUAAAGGGGCUUUUCUUGCUUUCUGCUCUCCUGGGGGGCGUUUCACAAAACUUGUCAUCAGUGACAAAUGACAGUUUUUGUUAUAAGCUACUGA